Molecule: messenger RNA, 3316 nt
Organism: Chiloscyllium plagiosum (whitespotted bambooshark)
Lineage: Eukaryota; Metazoa; Chordata; Chondrichthyes; Orectolobiformes; Hemiscylliidae
Source: RefSeq, a predicted model, not a curated record
UGACGGUUAAAGUUUGCCAACGCCUAUUUUGAAUCAGGUUUUAUUUUGUUACGUUUAGUCUCUAAACCACAGGAAAUAGAGCAAAAGUGAACAAUCUGAUUGACAGGUGCUGAUUGAAGUUUUCUUUAUCCAAUUGAUGAUUGAGGGGCUGUUUUGAAAGAAAAAGAAUUGUUAACCAGCUCUUGUUAAUGUAAAAAUGGUGACUGUCUCAGGUUGUUAUUGAGACCCACCCGAUUAAUACAGUCUGUUACAAUCAGGUCCAACAGGAGGCCCUGCCAGUAGAUCCUGCUUACCUAUGGCAUGACUACCAGUGCUGUGUCCUGUUGCAUGAUGGUAUCUUGCAUAGUUCUGCGGAAUCCAUACCACAAAAGUGAAUUCUGGCUGACUGCUUUCCUUGCUUGUGAUGAAAUAGCUAGGAGUUACAAGAUACUCAGACAUCAUGAAGGCAUCCAAAUACCAAAACAAUGAUAAACUGUUGUUGCUUAUUCUCGCAGUGAUUUUAACCACUGGAAUUAAUGCAAACUUGCCCAAAGGCCCAUUGACGACAAUGGAACUUUCUAUUACUGAGGAAUUCACCGCUCCUUUUAUGAUAUAUCAGUUUACAUCAGAGAAUGUUGAUGUGACGACUUUUGCAAUAAUUGGUGAAACAAAAGGCGUGUUCAACAUUUUAGACAACUGGUUGGUUGCCAAUGUGACCCUGGACCGUGAAGAAAAAGCAUCGUAUGAAUUAAAGAUAGUAGGUCAAAAUGAUGCUCACGAAACAGUUGAAGGACCUGAAGUUGUCACUGUUUUACUUCGUGAUAUAAAUGACAAUCAACCAAUAUUCACAGAACAACAGUUUGAUGGAGUUGUCCGCCAGAAUUCCAGGCCUGGGAAGCCUUUCAUGUCUGUAACUGCAACUGAUUUGGAUGAUCCUGAAACUCCUAAUGCUAAAAUCUACUACAGCAUUUUACAACAAAUCCCAAACAGUAAUGACAUCAUGUUUUUCCAGAUUGAUAACCAAACAGGAAAAAUCUCCACAACAGAAGAAGGAUACCAGUCACUUGAUCCAAAGGUACAAGACAACUACCAGCUGAUAGUGAGUGCAAACGAUGCAGCUGUCUUGUCGCUGAGCACAAAUGCUGCAGUAAAGAUUACUGUAAAAGAAAAUUUGUGGAAGGCACCUGGUAAAAUAAGCAUUACCGAGAAUUCUACAGACCCUCAUCCAAAGACAUUCAUACGGGUGCAAUGGAAUGAACCUGGUGCAAUAUAUGAAGUCAAGCCAAAGGUCGAGCUUGCUUAUCCCAAGUUUCCAUUUGCAGUCGAUGCGAAUGGCAACAUUAGUGUGACAGAACCAUUAGACAGAGAACAGAUUAGUGAGUAUAUACUUUUAGUUUACGCACUGGACGAAAACAGACAGCCACUGGAAGAGCCAUUGGAAAUUACGAUCAUCGUGGAAGAUAUCAAUGAUAAUUACCCCAUUUGUAACCCAGAAGUAAAGUUUCUUGAAGUCCAAGAAAAUGAACCUAUAGGAAGCUACAUCGGAACUGUGCUUGCAAAUGACAUGGAUGAAGAUGGAUCAGUUAAUACUCUUUUGAGCUUUAAAAUCAUUGAUCAAGAACCAAAAAUUCCAGAGGAUGAAAUGUUCAGUAUUGAUGAUUUCAAAGGAGAGAUCAAGCGUUUCCAAGGACAUCUACUGAAACGCAUUGCACCAGAUUAUAUUUUAACAGUCCUAGUCAGCGACCAACCAGGACUGUCCACUGAAUGCAUUGUCAAUAUCUCUGUUAUUGAUAUCAAUGACAAGAUUCCUAUCUUUCAGAAAUCAGAGUACGGUCCCAUCACUUUACGAGAAGAUAUUUCAUUGGACACGGUACUGAUAGAGAUUCAGGCAACAGAUGAUGAUGAGCCAUUCACAGGCAGCUCUGAGAUUGAGUAUCAUGUUGUAGAGGGUGAUACCAAUGGGACUUUCAAAAUAAUAACCGAUCCAAAAACAAAUAAAGGAAGAGUGCAGCUGGUGAAGCCACUAGACUUUGAAGAGUAUUCAUCUUACAUGUUAACGAUCAGUGCCACAAAUCCAGAACCGCUUGUGGAAGGAGUGGAGUACAACUCAAGCUCUUUUGCCUUCCUGUUCAUUAAUGUGACCGAUACUGAUGAACCACCACAGUUCUUAAAAUCUUUGUAUCGAAAAUGGAUAUUCGAGAAUGCCUCCUUAGGUGAUUUCUUGCUUAAAGUGGAAGCCAAAGAUCCUGAAGGUGCUGAAGUGAGCUAUAGCAUACAAGAUCCACUUCAAUUGUUCAGGAUUGACUCAAAAACUGGAGAAAUCUUCGUUAAGAAUGAAUUGGAUGCAGAAAAGCAAAAUCAUCUUAAGAUUAAGGCUUUUGCAAUGGAGAAAGACAGACCUAAAAAGAGAUCUUCGGUGGAAGUCUCCGUUUACUUUAACGAUGUUAAUGACAAUGCUCCCAAAUUAGCAAAAGAUUCCUCUCAGUUUUCCAUUUGCUUACCAGCUGUAGAAGAGAAGAAAAUAAUAAUUCAUGCUGUAGAUGAUGAUAAAGAAAAUGGUCCACCGUUCAUGUUUUCUAUUCCUGCAGACCCAGGCAAAGAAUUGAAAGUUGAAACCAUAAAUGAUACUCAUGCCUAUGUCACCAUGAAAUUUGGCCGACACAGUGAAGAAACAAAAUAUAAUCUUCGUGUACUAAUCACUGAUAGUGGCUCUCCACCUCUACAAGGAAUUGAUAACAUAACAGUUGCUGUCUGUAAAUGCACAGAUAAAAAUGUAUGCUUCAUUCCAGUAGAAGGUUUAUCUGGAUCAUCAAAAGUCGCUCUUGCAGUUGGAAUAUUGCUAGGAACCUUUGCUUUUAUAGGUUUGAUCCUUGCAGUGGUACUUUUAAAAAUGAAAAGCAAGAAAGGCGGAAAGGGUGAUAAAAUAGAUCCAAAAGCAGCACGGACUGAGAAUGAAACAAUACCCCUGGCUAAUGCAUAAUGCAAGAAGCUUGAAUAUCCCGCACCCGAAGGAAAUCAUUUUUCAGGGUCAAUUUCGCAUUCUUUCCUUACCUUUUUAUGAGUGACAAACAUUUUGACUGCAACUUAAUUUGGUGUUAAUUUUACUCAAAACAUUUAUUUAUAACUAGAGAAUUUUAUACAGUCCUCAAAAAAAAUUGAAGGAUGUGUGCUUAGAGUGUGUUCGUUUCUCUACUUUUCCAUUAAGUGUGAUGUAUAGUAUUUCGAAUGCUAUUCAUUAAUUUCACUUGUUAGAACAUUAAUUUGAAGCUUGUUUUGAGUGAAUGUGACCAGAGAAUUCAUUCUCAGAGUUCUCUUUGUCAGAAUUUGUUUGUUUUUU